AUGGUCGAUAGUUAUGACGAUGGCUAUCCGGGAGAUGAACGCCAACAGCGCCCCGUGUUUCCCCAGGACACUGCGGCCCCGCAAGCAGAGGACGCGGACCAGGAUCACAUUGCUCCCACUCGUAAUGCGGACGUGUGGCUUUCUCUCAACAGCCGACCAGGUGGUUUUCCACUCAAAGACCUUGUCGCUCUUCAUGUCCUGUUGACCAGAACCGGCAUGGCCUCGCUGCUCCUCGAGGGGUCUGGAAGCGCGUAUGACGUCCGCCUGAAGCUGACAAAAGAGGUCCUCACGAUCCAGAAACCAGACGUGGUCUGUGUUGGUGGGAGCAGUCACGGCGCACAUCACAGAACUGUUACGCUUCGCAGACAGCCGGUUGGCGGCUUGGGCCUGAGUAUAAAGGGAGGUGCCGAGCACAGGGUCCCUGUCGUCAUAUCCAGGAUAUUCAGAGGCCAUGCAGCUGACCAGACAGGGAUGUUGUUCGUAGGAGACGCCGUGCUGCAGGUUAACGGCAUUAAUGUAGAGAACUCGACCCACGAAGAAGUGGUGCAUCUUUUGAGAAAUGCCGGUGACGAAGUGACCAUCACUGUUGAGUAUCUCAGGGACGCGCCGUCAUUUCUGAAGCUCCCGUUAGGGUCCCCGGGGCCAGCCAGCGACCACGGCAGCCGAGCCUGUUCUCCACUGUUUGACAGCGGCUUGCAUUUGAACGGCAACCCCAGCAGCACAGCUCCAUCAUCACCUUCCUCGCCUGUAGCUAAUGAACCAAAGUAUGAGAAGCACUGGAUAGACACCCUGUCAGUUCCUCUGUCUAUGGCUCGAAUCUCAAGGUGCAAGGCUGGAGCGGAGAAAUUAAGGUCCGGUGCGUUUGAGGUGCUGGCUCUGGACGGGGUCAGCACGGGGAUCCUGCAGUUUCACACGGCCCAGGAGAGCGCCGACUGGCUGAGAGCAGUGUCCACGAACAUCGGUGACCUGACGCUGCACACAAUGAGAGUGGCGAAUGAGUGCUGUUCCCCAUGUGACCAGGUUGUGCAUAUGGGGUGGGUCAGCGAGAGACUCGAAGGCACCGGCUCCUGCCACACCUUCCGAUCCAAGUUCCUGGCCCUGAAAGGCUCGUCCCUGCAUGUGUUCAGCACUCCUCCGGUGAGCACAUUAGACUGGGUACAAGCAGAAAAAACCUACAACCUCUGUGAGGUACUAUUUAAACUUCACAAGUUGUGGCUCUCAGAGGACUGCUGGCUGCACGCGGACUUGGGCCUGGGGCCGCACGGCCUCGAGGACCCUUGGCCCUACUGCUUUAGCGUCCUGGUCAGCCACGGCCAGAGUCGCGUCUUCAGCGUGGAGCUGGGGAGUGAGCUGGCCACGUGGGAGAGGUCUUUCCAAAGAGCUACUUUCAUGGAAGUUCAGAGAACCGGGGGUGGGGGCCGCUCGAGCCUCUGGGGGAAGGAGGCACCUCAGAUGCCUUCCAGGAGACGCACCAUGACGUCCCGCAGUGCAGGGAGGCUGCGGGCCCUGCUCAUCCGGUGCCCGUCAUAA
Molecule: messenger RNA, 1530 nt
Organism: Ailuropoda melanoleuca (giant panda)
Lineage: Eukaryota; Metazoa; Chordata; Mammalia; Carnivora; Ursidae
Gene: SNTG2
Product: syntrophin gamma 2
Exons: 17
Coding region: 1-1530 (509 amino acids)
Cellular component (GO): dystrophin-associated glycoprotein complex; intracellular anatomical structure
Molecular function (GO): structural molecule activity; protein binding
Source: RefSeq, a predicted model, not a curated record